Messenger RNA from Miniopterus natalensis, 3084 nucleotides. RefSeq names its product desumoylating isopeptidase 1 (gene DESI1). Gene Ontology annotation, molecular function: peptidase activity. Lineage: Eukaryota; Metazoa; Chordata; Mammalia; Chiroptera; Miniopteridae. Gene Ontology annotation, biological process: protein modification by small protein removal. The record is from RefSeq and is a predicted model, not a curated record.
CCCUGCUGGUCCCGGCUCUGUCACCUCACAGUAGUCGUUGCGGGCGGGGGGCGCGAGCGGUGUGGGGCCGCGGGCAAAGCAGGGCCGCCUCUCCCCUGCCCUUCAGGCCGGCCCGGGCUCGGUCCCCCCACGCGCCUUCCGCUCCCCACUCGGGUUGGGUACGGGAAGAUCCUAGCCGCUGCCGGGUGCCAGAGGGACUUCGUGGCCGCUGCCGCCACGGGUCCCGAUGGAGCCGCCGAAUCUCUAUCCGGUGAAGCUGUACGUGUACGACCUGUCCAAGGGCCUAGCCCGGCGGCUCAGCCCCAUCAUGCUGGGGAAACAACUGGAAGGCAUCUGGCACACCUCCAUAGUUGUACACAAGGAUGAGUUCUUCUUCGGCAGUGGUGGGAUCUCCAGCUGUCCCCCGGGAGGGACAUUGCUUGGGCCCCCAGACUCUGUGGUUGAUGUGGGGAGCACAGAAGUCACAGAAGAAAUCUUUCUGGAGUACCUGUCCUCCCUGGGGGAGUCUCAGUUCCGAGGUGAGGCCUACAACCUCUUUGAACACAACUGUAACACCUUCAGCAACGAAGUGGCACAGUUCCUGACGGGGCGGAAGAUCCCUUCUUACAUCACUGACCUGCCCUCUGAAGUUCUCUCCACCCCCUUCGGACAGGCCCUGCGGCCCCUCCUGGAUUCCAUCCAGAUCCAGCCUCCUGGAGGGAGCACCGUGGGCCGACCCAAUGGCCAGAGCUAACAGGACUGCAUGGGACCGCCCUGCCUCACCAGGGCUUUUCCUUUUUAAACAAAACAAACCCUACCAGAUUUCUAUUUUAUAAUUUUACAUCAGAGCUAACAACCAGGGGACAGCUUUUUAAAUUUCCCAGGGAAGGAGAUCAUCAGGCUGCAUGUAGGACAAUGCUGCUAAGAAACAGAACACAACGCCACCCCUUCUAAUAGUAUUAUACUAAUUUAUUAAGGCUGUCUUGUCUGUGCGUUCACUUGUGACGCUGGUUCCUAAGCGUCCUCCACGCUCGAGAAAGGGGGGGAGGUGUUUAAGCAGAAAGCAGGAAGCACAGUUUGGGGGAGCCCCAACCUAGAACCUCUUUCCAGAGAAUGCCCAUGCUCCACCCAGGUUGCCACCACCUGUGGAACCCAGGAGAGUUUUACAACAGCCAUGACCUGCAAGCAGUUCCUCUCUAGUUUAAACGAACCAAAGGAGUUGGUGCACGUGGGACCAGUUUCGGGAUGACUCACCCAACCCAAGUGAACUAAGUCCGUGAGACCAGAGCUGGAGCAGGCAGAAGCCGCAGGUUGGAGGGAGAGUGACAGCAAGUGUCAGUCAGAGAAACCAGGAUAAAGCCAUUCCUCCUGCCUCCUACACUGAUUGCCAAUCUCUGACAUCACUUUUGGAGAACCUGCCUCGCUGCCUACAGGCUGCUCUUCCUCAGCAUAGCUGGCCUGUCGUAAUUAAUGAAGGUCUGGGCUGGAGCGGCAAAGACCCAGGCCUUUUGUCUGCAAGUAAUAAUGUAGGUUAUUGUAGUCACUGUACCCACCCCACCCAGACCAACCUGCAGUAUUCAGCUGGGGACCAAGGGAAAAUGUCCCGGAUUAGAAGGAAUAAUAAAUGCACAAUCAAGGUGGCAAGAAACUUAGAGUUGUUUCUGAUAGGAAUUUGUACGGCAUCCUGAAAGUGUUUUGAAGAUACAUGUUUUGUUGUCGUUCUGACUUUAAGGAAGCGUCAGGGAUGGGGGGUACAUGGCCGUUUCCUUGUGAGCUGCUGCUGAGAGCUUACAGGCAGGGAACAAUCUGGAAGUUUCUUACCUAGAGAAGAUUUUAGAUUCCCUUUCUUCACUGAGCCUCCCCUUAAGUUAGCUUUUGGGGAAGUGAGGGUGGAGAGAGGACUCAGCUACCAGGUACCUGAGGCCCAGCUCUGGCAUUCUUGGGCCCCUCUUGCCACUCCUGCCACUUCUCAGACUUAAAUUAUGUUGUGUUUCCUGGGGUCCAGCUUGCGGCAGGUGCCUUUUCUCUCCAAAAGCUGCUGCUCACCUCUGGCCUCCUCUCCUCCUGUGUGUGCCAUCUGCCAGAGCAGUUGGCAUCGUCUGGGUCUCAGCUAAAGGAAAAAUGUUACUCUGCCUUAGUGUCUGCCUCUGACCUGACCAGCUGCGAUGUCAAGUGACAUUUUGGAACUUUUUAGAUCGGAGACCAAGCCAAUGAGCAGUUUAAUUCUUCUCGAGACCCACUCAUUUGCCAGAAUGCAUGGCAGUGAUACACGAGAGCAGAAACUGGCGGGGACGCUCACUUAAUGUUCACCGACUGGCAGAAUGGACCAUGGAGAAUGGGUUUCUCCCAGGAAGGCCGCAUGUUGGUCCAGGCUUUGCUUCCCACCUGAGUCUCUCCGUUUCCAGCUUGCCUUGUCCAGCCCUCUCUCUGCCAGGCUCUUGCUCCAGACACCUCCACACAGCUCUAGCCAAAAGGCGCUGAGCAUCACAGGCUCCUCCUCUCUCCCCCCCAUCUCCAGGCCUAACUGGUUUCGCUCCUACCAGCAGCCACCUCCAGACCCAGCGCUGUACUGAAAAAUGGCUCCCCUAAGAGACUGAGUCACUUGGUUCAUUGAAAGUCCCCUUCAUGCCCAGCAGCCAUUUGUGCCAAUGCCUGCACCCCAGGGAGAGACAGAGGUCAGUGAGCCAUCUUCUCAGAGCCCUGCAGGAAAGCAGGCUCUCACCCCUUCCCCCACCCAAGUCCCACUGGCACUAACUCGGAAGCCCAGGCUCCGGCUCAGCCCCCCAGCCCAUCCGCACAUUUCUCUGUCUCCCAGCACCUCAGGAGCGUGUCCAUUGUACCCAGCUAGCUCCACGUGGGCGUGCAUGGGUGACAAGUGAGCCAUGUGUGAUCAUAGAGCACAGCGAACACCUCUGUAGAGGUCCGCUGGUUCAGAGGGACACAGAGGAAGGAGGGAUGAGACUGGCACCCCUCCCAGAAAUAAAGCUUGUACCUUUGAGAUUUCUUUUUGCCCUUGAAGUAAACUAAUAACUGUGUUUAGUGCGGAGGUGUUUGCUGGUUUUCUUUGAUGUUUUUUCUAAUGCAAUAAACUCACUCUGCCUGCUG